AUGGCCUCAUGGUAUAGGUCGCAGAAGACUGGCGGCGAUCUAACUGAAAAAGCCCAAGAUUUCAACAUGCUAGGAGGCGACUUGUUGAAGCUUGUUGAAUCAAACCUGGUGGAGCUGAUGGAUACCCCCUCAGUGACAGCCGUCCAGACCUGCAUUCUUUUGGGAUCCCAUCACGUUUACCAUGGUCGGCCGAACCUUUCAUUCUCCUUAUUAGGCGCGACUAUCAAAAUGUCACAAUCUUUGGGCCUACACCGAGGACUGUCACGAGGAAGUUUUGAUGAUAUCGAAGAAAGGAAAAGAGUUUGGUGGACGGUUUACACAUGGGAUAGGUUUGCAUCAAUCACAUACGGUCGGCCCUUGGGCAUCAACGACAAGGAUUGCAAUCUCAACAUGCCAUCAGACGUGCUCGAGAACCCGAAAUUUGUUCACCCGCCCACAGGACAAACCAACAGCAUAUGCUAUUCAACUUAUCAACGGGAGCUGAACCAGCUUUACUUGAUUGCUUCGCCAGCUCUGAAGACCGUCUUUGGCUCACGGACUCUGAGGACUUCUGAACAUCUCAAUGGACCUACUUAUUUUGCCCUUGUUGGAAAAAUCACAGAACAUCUCCAAAGGUGGAGAUCUUGCUUACCAAGUCAUUUGAUAUUGGAUCUUGAUCAAGAUUUUGAUCCUAAUAGCGCAUCAAGUUCAAGGGCAUAUGCUUUACAAUCACUCUCCUUACAACUCACCUAUGACAACGUUCUCAUUGUGCUACAUCGCCCCUUGUUAGCGAAACAGGUCGAUCAUCUCUAUAUCGCAAACAAGCGAUCACCAAAUGAGCGCGAAAUGGAUACACCGAUGCACCCUUCAACCACCUCCCCCUCAGUGACCCAGCCGAAUGUGCAAACAGAACCUUCAGCUCUUGGCAGUCAAACCACUAGCUCCGAGUUAUGGAUGAAAGCAGCGACACGGACAUCGAGGAUUACUGAACUACCCGCUCUUGCACAGCUUGCGACUGAUAGCCACCUCGUCGCCUUCCUGGCCAUAAACCUGUUCAACGCUGCAAUAGUGCUGGCUGUCAUGGCUCUUUCCGAGCCCUUAUCUGAUACCGCUCAGGAGGUCAAGCGAACUAUCACUCGGAUACUUCGUCUGCAGGACUUGCUCGGCAGACGGUCAGCUCUGUCAAAACAGAGUACUGCUGUUCUGAAGAAUGUUGUCGUGAUGCUUCUUCGUCGGGAAUCGGCUGCCAUGCUCGCACCCAUCACUGCGAAUGCCCAAGCAGUGAGCCACAUACCUCUUCACACCGUGGCAGAUCCAAAUUCAUUCUCAGUGGAGGAUACACUGAGAAUGCCACUAGAUGCCGCUUUGGAUCCUCGCAGCCAUCUCUCUAUGAAUGAAAGACUUCCAGAUCUGAGCAGGGCUGACCGACUCAAUGAUAGUUUGACAUCUGUUCAGCAUGGUAAGAAUAAAUCCGCAACUACUGUCUAA
Penicillium brevicompactum is the source of this 1467-nucleotide messenger RNA. Its product is annotated as fungal specific transcription factor domain-containing protein. The transcript has a single exon. NCBI's taxonomy places the organism in Eukaryota, Fungi, Ascomycota, Eurotiomycetes, Eurotiales, Aspergillaceae. The record is from RefSeq and is a predicted model, not a curated record. Gene Ontology annotation, molecular function: DNA binding; zinc ion binding. Gene Ontology annotation, biological process: DNA-templated transcription. Bases 1 to 1467 code for a protein of 488 amino acids.